Molecule: messenger RNA, 1851 nt
Organism: Manihot esculenta (cassava)
Lineage: Eukaryota; Viridiplantae; Streptophyta; Magnoliopsida; Malpighiales; Euphorbiaceae
Product: phosphoglycerate kinase, chloroplastic
Exons: 6
Coding region: 220-1665 (481 amino acids)
Biological process (GO): gluconeogenesis; glycolytic process
Cellular component (GO): cytosol
Molecular function (GO): phosphoglycerate kinase activity; ADP binding; ATP binding
Source: RefSeq, a predicted model, not a curated record
AUGCAUCGAGCAUCUUGAACCUCUCCUCAACGAUAAGAGAAAAUCCCAAAUCCACUCACAUUGCCCAUUCAUUUCAAUCUUCGUUCUUCCCGUCCACAUCCUCCCAACUCUUUUACUUCUUCUUUUUUUAACAUUUAGCCCACACAUCUCCUCUCCCUCUCCAAACACUCAUUACUCUCUCCUUCCUUCCCUCCCUCUCUCUCAAACGGACCGCUAGUGAUGGCCUCUGCUGCAGCACCCACUACCUUUUCCCUUCUUAAAACCACAGCUUCUUCCUCCUCCACUAUCCGAGCUCGCGCUUCCCUUCUUCCAGUUUCCUCCACUGGCCUCCGCUCCACCGGGCUUCGCCGCCUCGGCUUUUCUGCUGCUGACCCAGUUUUUGGUCAUCAUGUUGCUUCAAAAAUUCAUUCAUUUGGGUCCGGUAAGGCCUCGAGGGCAGUGGUAUCCAUGGCGAAGAAGAGCGUGGGAGACCUGACGGCUGCGGAUUUGAAGGGGAAGAAGGUAUUUGUGAGGGCUGAUCUGAAUGUGCCUUUGGAUGACAACCAGAAAAUCACUGAUGACACUAGAGUUAGAGCUGCAAUCCCCACGAUUAAGCAUUUGAUUCAAAAUGGAGCUAAAGUCAUUCUUUCUAGUCAUUUGGGACGCCCAAAAGGUGUUACUCCAAAGUUCAGCUUGGCGCCUCUCGUACCCCGUUUAUCAGAACUCCUCGGGAUUCAGGUUGUGAAGGCUGAUGAUUGCAUAGGCCCAGAAGUAGAAAAAUUGUUGGCUUCACUUCCUGAAGGUGGUGUUCUUCUCCUUGAGAAUGUGAGGUUUUACAAGGAGGAAGAAAAGAAUGAACCUGAAUUUGCAAAGAAGCUUGCUUCUUUAGCAGAUCUCUAUGUUAAUGAUGCAUUUGGGACUGCACAUAGAGCACAUGCCUCAACUGAAGGAGUCACAAAAUUCUUAAAACCAUCUGUUGCUGGGUUUCUCUUGCAGAAGGAGCUGGACUACCUUGUUGGGGCAGUUUCAAACCCAAAGAGGCCUUUUGCUGCCAUUGUAGGUGGUUCAAAGGUCUCAUCCAAGAUUGGAGUUAUUGAAUCGCUCCUUGAGAAGUGUGAUAUCUUGCUUUUGGGUGGAGGAAUGAUAUUCACAUUUUACAAGGCACAAGGUCUCUCGGUGGGCUCAUCCUUGGUUGAGGAAGAUAAGCUUGAGUUGGCAACAUCGCUCCUUGAAAAGGCCAAGUCAAAAGGAGUUUCUCUUUUGUUACCCACUGAUGUAAUAAUUGCAGACAAAUUUGCCCCUGAUGCAAACAGUAAGGUUGUGCCUGCAUCAGCCAUUCCUGACGGCUGGAUGGGAUUGGAUAUUGGACCAGAAUCUGUUAAGACAUUUAAUGAUGCUUUGGAAACUACCAAAACUGUCAUCUGGAAUGGACCAAUGGGAGUGUUUGAAUUUGACAAGUUUGCAGUUGGAACAGAGGCUAUUGCAAAAAAGCUAGCAGAGCUUAGUGGCAAGGGAGUCACAACAAUUAUUGGAGGUGGAGAUUCUGUUGCAGCUGUAGAAAAAGUAGGAGUUGCUGAUGUUAUGAGCCACAUAUCAACUGGUGGUGGUGCCAGUUUGGAGUUGUUGGAAGGCAAAGAGCUUCCAGGUGUUCUUGCUCUUGAUGAAGCCACCCCAGUUGCUGUGUAAGAUUAAUAUAUUAUUUCCCUCCUCGUCCUUGAGUCUGUGCCUUUAUGAGAAAGGGUUAUUGUAGAGAGAUACGAGUUCAUGUUGUAAAUUUUUCUUUGUUUUGUCAUGCUAAAUUGUGGAAGUAGACAGCAAGGAUGAGCAAAGAGAGGCAUCCAAGUUUUUAAAUAAAUGGUUCAUUUUUAUCAA